This is a messenger RNA of Jaminaea rosea, 1120 nucleotides long. RefSeq lists its product as hypothetical. Bases 362 to 1063 code for a protein of 233 amino acids. The record is from RefSeq and is a predicted model, not a curated record. Lineage: Eukaryota; Fungi; Basidiomycota; Exobasidiomycetes; Microstromatales. The transcript has a single exon.
UCUCCAUCGACAGCGCCUUUCAUGGCCAUCAUGAAGCUCUCGUGUCCAGAACGUGCUAAAUUUGAAUCGAUCCCUCUCCGAGUAGAUUGCUGCAGACCUCCAGCGGUCGGCAAAGGGUGAAGGGCAAUCGCAAUUGACGGUGCCUGACGCUACAUGCAUAGUCUGCCUGCGGCCCAAGGCAAGUCGAUCCGCAGCCGCCCAUCUUCAUCCUCAUCUCCAUCUCCUUUUCCUUUCGUCUCCUUCUGCCCAGCCCCCUCACCAUUAUCCACUGCGUGUAUCCUCCUGCUACGUUACGCGCUAUGCGCUGCAAACUGUAAAGGCGCAGCAGAAUGAGCCCGCACACACCGAGACGUUCCCCAGUAUGACAACUGCGGCCCAGUCCGAAGUCUCCUCCCUCCUCCCCCAAGUCGAGUCACUCGAGACGUCUAUGAAGCAUAGCGUUCAAGCGCUGCCACCACCCGCCGUCACUGUCCAACCUUCAGACUCGGAAAGCGGGGAGAAGAGCAAUCAGCUGUCCUCUGCCGCUAUAGACAGCGACAAAGAUCAUCACAUCGCAUCCCUAGUGAAGAUGGUCGACAGACUCAAGGGCCAAGUCAUGGGAUUCAGCUGUCGUGUGCAAGUGCUGGAACGGAUGAUCGUCGACCUCAAGCGUGAAGGGAUGGGGAUGAAGGAUCGCCUUAACGCGGUGGAGCAACUUGAUGCGCGAAUGGGAGAGGUCGAGAGGAUAGUCCAAGAUUUAUCCCGAGGGCAGGCCACUAGAGAUGUUCAGCAAUUGGAAGAGCAGCGGAGGACCAUCGAGCAAAACGGUUCGAGAAAUGGGCAAGGUUCCUCCCCCCCUUCCAGCACGCGAUGCCCCUCCACCAUCACCCAUCUACCCAAGGAAGCGGCAGCAGGUCUGACGGCUUUCUAUUCGCGGCUGGAGGAGACACGAAGGAAGGAUGCGGAGGAGCAGAGCGCGGCGCGUAGUGAAAGGUCGAGCGACUCGAGCUCGGAUACCAUUGUUGUACGCGAUGCGGGAAGGAGAAAUGGUCGGGAGGUUGGAUGCGCAGGCGCAGGGGAGUGAAGGAUGGGGAUGAGGGUUGAGGCCUCUGCAUGAGAUGGGGAGGGUCGCCAUGAGCUC